Molecule: messenger RNA, 1059 nt
Organism: Eufriesea mexicana
Lineage: Eukaryota; Metazoa; Arthropoda; Insecta; Hymenoptera; Apidae
Gene: Vha26
Product: V-type proton ATPase subunit Vha26
Exons: 5
Coding region: 117-797 (226 amino acids)
Biological process (GO): proton transmembrane transport
Cellular component (GO): proton-transporting two-sector ATPase complex, catalytic domain
Molecular function (GO): proton-transporting ATPase activity, rotational mechanism
Source: RefSeq, a predicted model, not a curated record
ACACUUUCAUCAGUAGGCGUUGACUCGUUGAAAAAUUCGAUUAAGAAUUUGAACACUCAAAAAGUAAUUACGGAAAUUGUUACUAUUAAGACAUUGGCAAAUCUUUAAACUUCAAAAUGGCAUUAAGCGAUGCAGAUGUACAAAAGCAGAUUAAUCAUAUGAUGGCAUUCAUUGACCAAGAAGCCAAUGAAAAAGCAGAAGAAAUUGAUGCCAAAGCAGAAGAAGAAUUCAAUAUUGAAAAAGGUCGUUUAGUUCAACAACAAAGACUUAAAAUUAUGGAAUAUUAUGAAAAGAAAGAAAAACAAGUAGAACUUCAAAAAAAAAUUCAAUCAUCCAACAUGUUGAAUCAGGCACGUUUAAAAGUUCUGAAAGUUAGAGAAGAUCAUGUGCGCAAUGUACUUGAUGAAGCUAGAAAAAGAUUAGGAGAAGUGACAAAAGAUACUUCACGAUAUAAAGAAAUUUUAAAAUUAUUGAUUGUACAAGGAUUAUGCCAGUUAACUGAAAGCCAUGUUACUAUUCGUAUACGUCAAGUAGAUAUUCCUCUAGUAGAAUCACUUUUUGAUUCUAUUCAAGAUGCUUAUAAAUACAUAACAAAAAAAGAUGUUAUAAUUAAAAUUGAUCAAGAUAAUUUUCUUCCUUCUACUAGUUAUGGUGGUGUUGAUUUACUUGCCGCAAAGGGACGUAUAAAAGUUAGCAAUACUUUGGAAACAAGAUUAGAAUUAAUAGCACAGCAAUUAGUGCCAGAUAUACGUUCUGCUCUAUUUGGAGGCAAUCCUAAUCGCAAGUUUAUUGAUUAAACAAAUUCCUCUCACAUUUUCUUUUUCUCUUCUUUUCAUUCUAAUCACCUUUUUAACAAAACAUUCCCUUCCUUAGGACACUAAAUUAAUUAAGAAUUUGUUGUGUAGAACGUAGAAUCUGUUAUUGAAAUUGUUGAAAAGAGAGAGAAAGUGAAAUUGUAAAUUAUAUAAAUAUAUAUACACAUCAUACAUAACACACACACGCACACACACACGUGUAUGUGUGUGCGUGUAUGUGUGUGUACGUACAAACGCGUGCAAC